This is a messenger RNA of Ilex paraguariensis (yerba mate), 327 nucleotides long. Lineage: Eukaryota; Viridiplantae; Streptophyta; Magnoliopsida; Aquifoliales; Aquifoliaceae. The record is from the annotation of a GenBank genome assembly.
AUGAGAAUAACAAUGGCUGGCAAUGUCUAUAGCUUUGGUGUCAUUCUGCUAGAAUUGCUGACAGGAAAGCCAGCAGUUAGUCAAGGAACCGAAUUGACCAAGUGGGUGUUGAGCAACCCGGCGCAGCAAAAUAAGUGGGAUAACACUCUUGAUCUCACUGUGAGCAGAAAAUCAGUUGCCAUUAGGAGCCAAAUGGUGGCAGUCCUGAAGGUUGCUCUAGCUUGUGUCAGUGUCUCACCCCAAGCCAGGCCGAAGAUGAAGAGCGUGUUACGAAUGCUCCUAAAUGCAAGAUACAUAGAAAGCUUCAAGAUACGGAAUAUGAAUUAG